GUCAUAAUUUACUCUCUUUGCUUGUUGUCUUAAUCCGCCCAUAUUAGUGAACCCUUUGUUUCCUACAAGAUCCCUCUACCAAUCCAUACAUGCAACUCCAAAAAUUAUACCAUUCCUAAGUCGUGAGCAUUUUUUGCUACGUGUCUUAUUAAAACAUCGUAUCUUGUCGAAAUUUCAGGACUAUUUUCUAGUACUAGGCGAAUACUUGCAAGUCAAUCUUCAAUCUGUAUCCAAUUGCUUGUCUUCACAGACCUCCCAAAUUAUGUUCUGUCAAAAGGGACGAAUUCUUGACCUUUAUAUUUUAAUUUAUACUUUAUCUUGCAUUUAAACGUUAGUAUCGAAUAAAAUCAAUCUCCGUUUUGUAUUUCUGUGGAUUCCAGUUAUCUUUAGUAUCUACUGUUGAUUGUGUUGUUAUUUAAAUUUAUAAAUUCCGCAUUUCAGUUAACGGGAUGUCAAGAAUUCGAGUGUGGAUGUGAGUAGUUAUAUUUCGAGAUCACUCUAUAAUGAUGUUGUUUAUUGUCAUUUAUGAUCUUAAUGGUUUGUUUCAUAUUGAUAUAAACUAUGGUACAGUUGUAUAAACUAUAGUACUGAAUUGAAUUCACUGUUGUAGAUAUAUAUCAUGGUUCAUUUUGUGUAGUUUAUAAUUUGUUGACCAAGUUUUGUGCACAUUAGACAAAAAAUUAGGAUAACUUGUAAAAAGAAUGAUCCAUUUCUUUGAAUCAUUAGCAUUAUUUAUCUUUAUUAGAAACAUGGCUCUCCCUGUUCAUCAAGUAUGCACUGCAUCAGAUUGUGAAUUAUGGGAACCGCAUUCAAGAACCAGAUUAGUAUUUGUCUAUUCUUGCACUUGCUGCUCCUCCAUGUUUUCCCUUUAGUUUCACAAGAUGCAAGCAGUGAUAGAAUUACGCAAGGGCAGUUAUUGCUUGAUGGCCAAGUGAUCAUCUCUGCUGCUGAGAAUUUCGCGCUUGGGUUUUUUAGCUCGGGGAAUUCUACUAAUAGAUAUCUUGGAAUAUGGUAUAACAAAAUUCCGGUGCAAACUGUUAUUUGGGUAGCAAACAGAGAUAAACCAAUUUCUGGUACAGCUGGUAUUCUGACAAUUGGAGAUGAUGGUAAUCUGAUGGUUUUUGAUGGAAGUGCAAGUAUAUGGUCUACCAAUAUUUCUUCUGCAACAGCUAAUUCGACUGCAGUGAUUACAGAUUCGGGUAAUUUGAUUCUCUUGAGAAGUGAGAAUGUUGGUGAUCAGAGUAAGGCAUUGUGGGAAAGUUUCAGACAUCCAACUGAUACAUACUUACCUGAUAUGAGAAUUUAUACGAAUGUGGUAACUGGAAUUGGUACUUCUUUCACUUCGUGGAGAAGUGAUGAUGAUCCAACAUCCGGGAAUUACUCUAUAUCUCUUGAUCCUCGCGCUUCACCACAGUUAAUAGUUUGGGAUGGACACAAUCGACAUUGGAGAAGUGGACACUGGAAUGGUCUAUUGUUUACAGGGCUUCCUCGCAUGACAGCCCUUAUAUUGUAUGGCUUCAAGCUUACUAACGAGGGCAAUGGAAACAUAUAUUUUACUUAUGCUAUGAAAAGCAGUUCAAUUAUUACUAGGUUUAAACUUGGGUGGGAUGGAACUAUUGAUCAGUUUGUUUGGGAUGAAGGACUGAGGCAAUGGAAUGUAUCACUGUCAGAGCCUUCAAAUGAUUCCGAGAUUUACAAUUACUGUGGGAAGUUUGGAGUGAGUAAGGCAAUGGGUUCCCCUAUAUGCAGUUGCUUGGAAGGAUUUGAAGCAAAAUAUGCAAGUCAAUGGGAGAAAGGUAAGUUUUCUGACGGAUGCAUUAGGAAGACUCCUCUUCAGUGUAACGUCAAUGGUACAAGUGAUGUGUUUAGGGAAGUUCGAGGCCUGAAAUGGCCUGAUUUUGCUGAUACUGCAGCAGCGGAUAACAUUAAUAAAUGUAGAGAUUUAUGCGUGAAUAAUUGCACUUGUCAUGCAUACACGUUUGCUUCUGGAAUUGGGUGUAUGAUAUGGAGUGGUGAUUUAGUUGAUCUGGAGCAUUUUGGUGAAGGUGGGAAUUCAUUGUAUGUUCGUCUUGCCAAGUCUGAACUGGGAAGUCGGAAAAAGAUAUCCACUGUCUUAUGGAUAGUAAUUGCUGCAGCAAUAACAGUUUUCGUAGGAAUGAUCAUUCUGAUAUUAUGGAGGUUCAGGGGAAAACUGCUAGGAAUCACGACGUCAGACAGGAAAAACAAUAAGGCUAUACAUGACAUGAGCUCCACUGUCAGAGGACUCUCUGCAGUUUUCUCAGAAGCUGAUGAUAUUGCAUUUGAUGGAGAACACGGAAAUGUACCACAGUUGCCCGUAUUCAGUUUUAAUGACAUUGAAAUUGCAACCAAAGACUUUGCCAACAUGAAUAAGCUCGGAGAAGGAGGAUUUGGGUUGGUAUACAAGGGGACCUUACCGGGGGGAGCUGAAGUUGCCGUUAAAAGGCUUUCAAAGUGGUCUGGUCAAGGUUUAGGGGAAUUUAAAACUGAAUUGACACUAAUAGCAAAGUUACAACAUAGGAAUCUAGUUAGACUACUUGGUUGUUGCAUUGAAGGAGAAGAGAAGUUGUUGAUUUACGAGUUCAUGCCUAACAAAAGCUUGGAUUCGUUUCUAUUUGACUCAUUCAAAAAAUCACAACUAGAUUGGAAAACUCGCUUUGCAAUUAUUGGAGGCAUUGCACGGGGGCUUCUGUACCUUCAUCGUGAUUCUAGACUACGGAUAAUUCACCGAGAUCUAAAAGCUAGCAACAUUUUGUUAGACGAGGAGAUGAACCCGAAAAUUUCUGACUUUGGCAUGGCCAGGAUCUUCGGGGGGAACCAAAAUGAAGCAGCUACAGUCCGGGUUGUUGGCACAUAUGGCUACAUGUCCCCAGAGUAUGCGAUGGAAGGUUUGUUCUCAGUUAAAUCCGAUGUGUAUAGCUUUGGAGUAUUACUACUAGAACUUGUCAGUGGUCUGAGGAACAGUAGUUUUCACUCACCCGAAUGCUCAAAUCUUAUUCGACAUGCUUGGAGCCUUUGGAAAGAUAAUAGAGCAGCAGAGCUGAUAGAUCCUUCCAUUGCCGGAUCAUGCUCAGAAGAUGAAGCGCUGAGAUGCAUAAAUAUAGCAAUAUUAUGCGUUCAGAGUGGUGCAGCUGACAGACCAACAAUGUCGUCUGUAGUGACCAUGUUGGAAAGCACAAAUUUAAAUAUGACAAUGCCAGGAGAGGUGGAUGUUUGUUUGAAAAGCUCCAAGAGUCUGGAUUUUAUAAUGGAAUGUCACGAGAACUCGUCAUCCAUUGAAGUGCCAAUAACUGAAGUGACCGGAAGGUGAUGGUCAGUGUUUCAAAAUUGUGUCCCAGACAUCUCUUCAUCUGCAAGUAACCAAAAUCUUUGACUUGUAUGAAAAUAAUGCUAUAUAAUGAUCAUCAAUAUAGCCUACAAACCAUUUUCAGUUAUAAUAAGCAUCAAUAUGAACUUGUAUACAUGUAGAACUGUACAAGUAAGAAAUACAAUAUCGCAGUUAAAAGACUGUUUGUUUUUUUAUCU
Messenger RNA from Daucus carota subsp. sativus, 3543 nucleotides. RefSeq names its product G-type lectin S-receptor-like serine/threonine-protein kinase B120. The record is from RefSeq and is a predicted model, not a curated record. The transcript has 7 exons. Bases 797 to 3328 code for a protein of 843 amino acids. Gene Ontology annotation, biological process: protein phosphorylation; recognition of pollen. Lineage: Eukaryota; Viridiplantae; Streptophyta; Magnoliopsida; Apiales; Apiaceae. Gene Ontology annotation, molecular function: protein serine/threonine kinase activity; ATP binding.